Messenger RNA from Meloidogyne enterolobii, 681 nucleotides. NCBI's taxonomy places the organism in Eukaryota, Metazoa, Nematoda, Chromadorea, Rhabditida, Meloidogynidae. The record is from the annotation of a GenBank genome assembly.
AUGCGCCUACUCGUUUUAGGCGCAUUUACUUUGCUUAUUGCAUUGGGAGAAGCAAUGGAUAAAGGCGAGGCACCUGAGCAAUCAUCUCGGGGUCUGCCAGGAAAUUUAAACGUAUAUCUGGAACCAAAUGAUGGUGGGUGCAAGAGAAAGCUUUACGAUCCGAAAUUUCAGUUACCGCUGCCUCGUCAAUAUGCUGGAAUCUACAAAUCGGCAAUCUAUCCAAGAGCUACCGUUACUGAUGAGGAAUUUAAUAGAGUCUUGGAAAUUCAGAAUGGAUGGCUAAAAGAAAUUAUGAGUGAGGAGGCCUAUGAGGAUUACAAAAAAUUGGGUCCUGAUAACCAUAUUGAAAAAAUACAUGCUGAAAAGCCACACUUAAAAGACUUUAAGAAAAAAUCUAAUGAUCUAAAGGAUGAAAAAAAUAAAGCUAAAAAUUUAUUGAAAAAUAUAGAUAAAGUGUCAGAACGAGAGGAAGUUUUAGAAAUAUUAAAAAAGGAAGGAUAUCCAAUUUCGAAAGAUGAAGAUGUUGAUAAAAUUUUAAAGGAAUUGAAGGAAAAAGUGGCUUUAAAGAUGGAUAUGGAUCCCGGUCAAGAUGUCCAACGUGGUUGUAUUAUAAUUAACGAAGAUGGAAUUUGUAAAAUUGAUGUUUGUAUGUUUUAUUUAUCUUACUAUUUUGAAUAUUAG